GGUCUGACGGAUUGAGACGGGUGGGGUGGCGGGGGAGAGGAGAAGGUGCCUCGUGCGAGUUUAAUCUGAAGCGGAGGGUGCAGAAUUCUUCGAGUGUGAGCGGUGAAACAUCAAAGAAAGCGCCUCUGUACCUGAUCAGCCGACAACCUGCGGGAGAGGGGAGAAUACAAGGGGGGAACCGAGCAGCGACCUUUGCUCAAACUGCUCCUCAUUUGUACAACAGAUUAUCAUUCCUUUGGAUUUCUCUCUGUGCUGGAAUACCUAAAAUGAAUUCGUUUAUUUGCUCAUCCAUUUUUAAUCGCCUCCUCGUUUUAAUGGUUUCCCAAAUUGUUCCCGAAGGCUGGAUUUCUCCUCGGUUGUCAAACUGAAAUUGCAGAUUUUAUUUCGCUGCUCUUAAAGUGACCGUGCACUCGCCGGAGGUAACCCGUGGAUUUAACGCCGUGGGUGGACGCUCGCUUCAUUCCUGCGAUAGAUAGAAGCGAUUUCACCCAGGAUGGGACGAGCCGGGCAGACGGUGCCGGGGAAGACCGUGUAGACUCACCACCCCGCGGCCCAUCGUCCCCAAUACAACCCGGAGCUUCGCAUCGUUCGGCGCUGGGGAGACUGAGGGCUGUACGGGGGACCCUGGGGAGACUAUGGUUCGGAGAUGAUGAGGUGGAAUGCCCAGAGCGCAGCGCAGGAGAUUGGUGAGGAGACAGAAGACGGUGCAAUCUAUACCAUAACGCUGAGGAGGGUGCAGGUGCACCACACAGCGAGCAAAGGACAACGAUGGCUUGGGGUGGAGAAUGAGUCUGCCAUGAAUCUGUACGAAACGUGCAAAAUUCGGACCAUCAAGGCCGGGACCCUGGAGAAACUCGUGGAAUACCUGGUGUCGGCCUUUAAAGGCAAUGACUCCACCUACGUCACCAUCUUCCUCUGCACUUACAGGGCCUUCGCAUCAACCAAACAAGUGUUGGACCUACUGCUCAACAGAUAUGGAAAUUUGCAUCAAAUGAAUGGAGAUGUUUCUAAACUUACACCUGAUGACAGGAUGGAAUUGAAAAAUACCAUUUCAAACAUUCUUGGAGCCUGGCUCGAUCAGUAUUCUGAAGAUUUCAGGAAGCCACCGGAUUAUUCCUGCUUGAAGCAUCUCUACACUUACAUCCAUCAGAUGUUUCCAGGUUCGGAUCUGCAACGCCGUGCUCAUGUCCUUCUUGGCUCAUUCCAAAGGCACAAAGAGCUGGACCUUGUUCAAGCGGCAGAUCACCGUAGCUGUACCUUCACGAUGGUUGAGGAGAACGGUUUUGAAGAGCCAAAGCCUGACUUCCUCUCCUUUGUUGCCAAUGUGGUGGCCGAACAGUUCACCUUAAUGGACGCGGAGUUGUUCAAGAAAGUAGUUCCAUAUCACUGCCUGGGAAGCAUCUGGUCCCAGAGGGAUAAGAAGGGGAAGGAACAUGUGGCACCAACAAUACGUGCCACCGUCACACAGUUUAACCGGGUCACCAACUGUGUCAUUGCAACCUGUUUGAGUGACAAGACGUUGAAGCCUCAACACAGAGCCAAGAUCAUAGAGCGAUGGAUUGAUGUGGCCAGGGAGUGCAGAAUCUUCAAAAAUUUCUCCUCGCUACGAGCCAUCCUCUCUGCUCUACAAUGCAACUCUGUCCACAGACUCAAGAAAAGCUGGGAUGAGGUAUCAAGAGAGAACAUUCGGAUAUUCCAAGAACUGUCCGAAAUCUUCUCUGAUGACAAUAACCAUUCCCUGAGCCGUGAACUGCUCAUCAAGGAAGGGACCUCAAAGUUUGCUACACUUGACCUCAAUCCAAAACGGGCUCAGAAAAGGCAGCAGCAACAAAAGGAGUUGGGUGUCAUGCAGGGUACAAUCCCUUACUUGGGAACCUUUCUCACUGACCUGGUUAUGUUGGACACUGCGGUGAAAGAUCAUUUAGACGGCGGUCUGAUCAACUUUGAAAAGAGGAGAAAGGAGUUCGAAGUGAUUGCCCAGAUCAAGCUGCUGCAGUCUGCCUGCAAUAACUACUCAUUUACACCGGACCAUCGGUUUGUGGAGUGGUUUCGCAGCGUGGGGAGGCUGACGGAGGCGGAAAGUUACAACCUGUCCUGUGAAAUUGAGCCUCUGGCAGAAUCUGCGAGCAACACUCUGAAGGCAAAGAAGAACACAGGCAUCAUCAAGCGGUGGAGCGACAGGAGUACGCCAGGCGCAGAUGCUCCAUGUACAGGCGCCCAGUCCCGAUCCUGCGAGCAGCUCAAGUACGGGCCCUACCUGGGCGGUGGCGAUGCAGGAGACUCAGUCAGUGUCACAUCUGCCGGCUCCAGCAACUCUGACGUGGAAGAAAUCAACAUCAGCUUCAUCUCCGAGUCACCAGAUUCCCAGGAGAAGAAGUUCUGGGAAUCAACAUCGCUGUCCUCAUUGGACACGUCCGGAAUCGGCUCUGGGUCAAGCAGCGCCUCCUCAUCCUCCGUCUCCUCCACACCUAUAACGUCCACCAGGACGCACAAGCGCUCGGUCUCUGGAAUAUCCAGCUACUCCACACUAUCUCUGCCACUUUAUAACCAGCAGGUGGACGACUGCUGUAUCAUUCGGGUCAGUCUGGACGUCGACAAUGGGAACAUGUACAAGAGCAUUUUGGUGACAAGCCAAGAUAAGACGCCUGUUGUCAUUCGAAAGGCCAUGGCCAAACACAAUUUGGAUGGGGACAGGCCUGAGGAUUACCAACUGGUGCAAAUCAUCGCUGAAGACAAAGAGCUGAAAAUCCCUGACAAUGCCAAUGUGUUCUACGCCAUGAACUCAUCUGUCAACUACGACUUUAUGCUGAAGAAAAGGGGACACUCAAAACCAGGGAAACCAAAACACGUUUCAAGCUCAACUCUGCCCAGAAUGAAACAGAAAGGACUGAAGAUCACAAAAAGCAUCUUCUAGCUCCUCCGAGCUGAACCUGUUGCCUGUGUUCACUGGAUUCACCCCAAUGUUAUAUAUAUAUAUAUAUAUAUAUAUAUCAAUAUGUGAAAAAUCAGUGUUACCGAUAAAUGUGCAAUAUUUUCUGCGACUAAGACUACUGAAAGUAUCAUACAACCAGUAUCCAUUCAGUUUUACCUGAGACUGAAAGACAUGAAACUGGAAUGGAUUACAGAGUUGAGAAGGAACGGUGAAGGGCAGCCAUUGGAUCCAUCCUUUUCCCUCAGGAGUGGGGGAGGGUUAAAUGCCCUUCCUCGUUAUGGUACAAGGAAGACCAUGCAUUCAGUGAAGUCUCCUGGAAUCCUUCCAGAGUAAUGAUGGGAACGUAAGAAGAUGGAACUGCAUUUCCAUCAUCUAGCUGAUCAAAGGGUAAGCUACUGCGACACGAAGACUGAACCAUUGCCUUUCAGCCCUUGCACAGCAACUGGCUUUGCCUGGAAUGUCAGGCUAUUAAAAUGCAAAGAGAACACUAAUCUAUCAUCAAAUGUAGAAGUUGUUGGUUUUCAGUUACAGAACACAUAUCCCUGUGGCUGGCCGAUUCUCUAAAGUCACGGUGAAACACAAGGUCCAUCCUGAACUGAUCCUGAACAAAGCUUUGAUUUUGCUUGUGUCUGAGUAUGAGUGACUCUGAAUCCUGCAGGGAGAGCUCCCCACUUUAGAGGUUGUUCUCAACGUAGUGUAACCAAUGACAUAUUGUGGGGAAUUCCAAUCCCAGUAUCUCUCUCCUGGAUGUCACUAAUCAGAUCAAGGACAAAUGACGUAUGACGUAUGACACGAUGCAGAGAUGUGCAGCCAACGGUGGGUGCUUUUGUCUUACUGAAUAGUUAAGCUGGAAAUGACAGGAUUGUACAGUUAUAAUCUGAGCCAUUCUUGGCUAAUGAGAAACAUUUGUUUUUUAUUUGCAAAUAAUAGGACUCAUUUUCAAAUGAACAGCGUUAAUUUUUUUUUUAAAGUUUGUUUUGUACAAAAAAGCACUUGAAUCUUGUUUGGUCCAAUAUUUAUUCAUUGUACAGCCAUUAUAUUGAUGAGUGGAAUUGUAAAUUUCUUACUGUUGAAUAUGAUCUAAUAUAUUGACUUGUUACUUGUAUGCAGUUGCCAUUUGCUCAAUGGUCUUUUGUCUGGUGAGAUGUGUUGUCUUUGGUACAUUUUUGUAUAUUGUAAAAAGAAGGACGAUCACAAAUACAGCUUCAAACAAGA
Messenger RNA from Leucoraja erinaceus (little skate), 4147 nucleotides. Its product is annotated as ral guanine nucleotide dissociation stimulator-like. Bases 647 to 2914 code for a protein of 755 amino acids. Gene Ontology annotation, molecular function: guanyl-nucleotide exchange factor activity. Gene Ontology annotation, biological process: Ras protein signal transduction; positive regulation of GTPase activity. Gene Ontology annotation, cellular component: plasma membrane. The record is from RefSeq and is a predicted model, not a curated record. NCBI's taxonomy places the organism in Eukaryota, Metazoa, Chordata, Chondrichthyes, Rajiformes, Rajidae. The transcript is spliced from 18 exons.